Messenger RNA from Pocillopora meandrina, 12271 nucleotides. Lineage: Eukaryota; Metazoa; Cnidaria; Anthozoa; Scleractinia; Pocilloporidae. The record is from the annotation of a GenBank genome assembly.
AUGGCGGAUUGGAAUAGGGAUAAAACAGAAUUAUUGGAUAAAUGUAUGUUGGCGAUGAAGGAGGAUUUGGCUCCAUGGAUGUCGCGUAUAUCUGGCUCGGAGAUAACGGUAGAGACGUUGAUGGAAGAUCUCGAUACAGGAGUGGUAUUGUGUAGGCUAGCUAACGUGAUCCAGAACACAGGAGAAGAAUUCCUUCACCGGCACUCGUUUAUUCCUCGAAAUAACUUUCCUCCUUGCGGAGUAACGUACAAAGAGAGAACAGGUUUCCACGGUUCAUUUAUCGCCAGGGAUAACGUGGCAAAUUUUAUUCGCUGGUGUCGAGAGUUGGGAGUAUCGGAUGUGAUAAUGUUUGAGACGGAAGACCUUGUUCUUCACAAGAACGAGAAAUCUGUUAUUUUGACCCUUAUGGAAAUGGCGCGCUUGAGCGUAAAAUUCGGACUUGAACCGCCGGAUUUGGUCCGAAUGGAGAACGAGAUAGACGAAGAAAUAAAACAGCAACCAGAGGAGGUUAUAGCGGAACCGGUGAUUCGUUUACAGAGGAAGAAUAAAUCGCACAGUCUAGAUGAUUUGGUGAGUAAAAGGACGUCUAUCGAUUAGUUCGAAAAUAAAAUGUCAAUAGAUUAUCGCGCUCGUGUUGAAUGAUGAAGUGAAAUAUACACAUAACGACAAAAAAUCGCAGUAUGAAAUAAUAUACCCCCAUAGUCGAAAAACUGUACAAAAUUCGCUAUACUACCAUUAUUCAAAUUAGGCACGUCUGACAGAUUGAUUUUUCCUAUUUCAAAGAGUUUUCAUUAUCGUCAUAUUGUGCUUUGCUUACUCUCCUUGUUUGCAUUACAAAACGAGUAACUUCACGCGCUAGCCAUUGAUGUUUCUGAUUUUUCCUUCAACUGUGUAUCAAAUCACCUCGAGCUAUUGCCAAAAAAAAAAAAAAAAAAACCAACGCAGAGUAGUCAAUAGUUUACCAAGGUCUUAGUCGUAAUAUUUUUAGAAUCUAUAACAUUGUUUUAAUUUUCCCUGUAUUAAUACGUAUGUAACUACAUUACAAAAGGAUUCGAAUCAUUCAUCUGAAAAAAAAAGCUAACAUACGAUUUUUACCGAAAUAGGAAAGUAAUAAAGUGUGUUGUGAUCGACGAAAUGGAAAGGGCACAGGUUUACAUCAGAUCAUAUUUAAAUACGCUGUAAUCUUGUCAUAAAAAAAACUGAAUUAUUUUGGAGCUGUUUAGCAUGAGGAUCGAAUGUUAAUUUUACCAUUAUUGAACGUUGCAUGUGUUUUUCAUUUCAAAUUUCUUUUUUUUUUUCUACAGGAAAGUUAAGUAGCUAUCGUAGGUUGUAGUUUUAAGACCAUGUUCUUUUUCUGUUUAAUCCUCACAAAAAGGAAGACAAAGUCCUUGUGAUUUUUAACAGUGAAGGUGAAAAUCGUAGCUGUGAGUCGUUUUAAGCUUAUUAUGGAGAACGUGCGCAGGUUCUUAAUAUAUCGUAGCAACAGCGAGGGGGUAACACGCGACUGAUUCACUGAGACGUAAAUGUACAAAGUUUCUCCUUGUUGCAUUUUUAGGCUUAGAAAAAUUAUACGCUUCUAAUGAAAAACUCUGAACCGAAGAAAUUCAUUUGAAAUUGAGCAAAUAAAUCAUAUUUUAUGCUGUAAAUAGGUUUGACCAUUCUCGCACUUUCUAUAAGAAAUUAAUCACCCACCUUUCAUAAUUUGGAACAUUAUCGUUAAUUUCAAUCUUUUUUCAACAAAACUGAAAUAUUUUUGGAACAUCACCAUUACGUUCCUUUCGAAUUGAAUUUUUAACGCUUUCAAGCUGGAUGAAAACGUGGAAUUAGAUCCAAAAGUUUAUAGGAAACAUUAAUGAUUACAUUUUGCUAUCACGUUCUCGUAUUUAAAUUUGCUUCUGAAAUCCGAGUAAUAUUAGCUCCUUGUGUCUGAUCGGAAUGCUAAGAAAUCAUGAGCAGUACCCUCUUAGGUGCGGUGAAUUUUCUAAGGCGGAAAAGAUAUGGGAGAAGAAAGAAAACUUCGGUUGCAUAUUUUGAUUUUAAUGUUAUGUUUCCAUGGCGUGUUUGCGGGUCCAAACAUCCAAUGUUUUUUCUGCCACUUCACAUGAUAGUUCUAAUGCAUUAAAACAUCCCCAAUAAUACAACCUUGCAUAUGUCUUUAUAAUUUCAGUAAUCGCCACCUCUCAAUGGACAUUUUUUAGCUUUAUGACGAAUAAUUUGUACACUUUUGAUCAUCUGCAAAACGGCUUGGAACUUGAUUUUCAGAAUUUAAAGGACAAAAUUCAUGCUUGGUUUGGUAUAACGAAAUAAUCCGCCUCCUCGAUCGGUGUUGACAUUUAAGUUCGUUAAAAUCCGUUUGUGCUAAUCCAUUGAUCCCUUUACAGGUUUUUCAACACCAGUUCUAAACACAAAUUAAAUUAGGUGGUCGGAGGGUGCGUCUCCGUCAUUUGAAUUCCGUAAAUAACUAGACUAAAAUUAGGUUUGAAUCGCUAUCGACUUUGCAACCUGGAGUGGACAAAUCAUUUUCAUAAUUUAUCCACUCAAAAACAUUUUCUUUCGUAGGCAAACAAGCUCUUCAAGGAUUUCGGACUCUCUUUAUUACUAACAUAUGCCUCCCUUGUUGUUUACACUGGUUAUUGCCUUUAUCUUUUGUGAAUCUUAAGCUUUUUCAUACGCGGUUUUUAGGUCCUUUUAUAACACAUGCCCAAAAACGUGUUGCUUUGGAACUCUAACGGGCGAAUAUGAAAUUUAAUCUGUUAAUUCAGCUAGAAUCUCCACCAAAUCAGUCUUAAUCAAAAAUGAAACGUGUUGAAAAAUUAGAUUUUUUUCUUGUGGUAAAUUUUCAUUUCGAAUCGUUGCUUGGGAGCCUUGUUGCUGACGUGGGUAACACGCUAACUGAGUGGUACUGCAGGUGUAUUUUGGUUUUACUUUACAAACUCUCGUGGGUGUUUUCUUUAGCGUGCCGAAAACAUCAGGAUUAUUCCGAAAAAUUAUGCAUGAUCAGAAGUCCUGUUUUUUUUCUAACCAGCCAAACAGUAAUCACAAAGAAGGAGGAGAACAUAUUUACGAAAAGUCUCAAAGAAAAAUGAAGUCGUAUUAACCUGUAUUCUUUGGUUUUAAUAUAUCUAUUUAGGAAAAGGGAUAUUUACAACAUGUCAUGCGUCAGUGUUUCAAAAUUUGUAAUGUUUCAUUUUCAUAAAUUGUUGUUUUUCCAAAAAUGUAUCCUUGACGAAACAGAAACUAGGCGCCUUUCCGUUUUGUAAAGUCUCUCAAAUGACAAUAAUCUUGAACUUAAACUAUUGUAGUAAGGUUCACCCUGUAUUAACCACAUACGUCACGUGACGAAUCCUCAUUUUGUACGUGAGAAUAUGAAUUUGUGUCAGAGUGGAAUUUUGUACCUCUGUCUAUAGAGUUGCACCAGUGUGCGCGAAAGAAAGUUUUUGGAUUAGGCAAGAAACGAAACUUGAUAAAUAAUCCUGAGUAUUUGAAUAUUCAAGCUAAUUGAAAACAUAAUUGUUUGCAUCCAGACGCCGUAGAGUCUCGAUCGAUUAUACACUCAAGCUAUCUUUAGUUCUUGAAUAUCACGAUACAAAUUAGUUAACGGCCAGUUAUUAUCCAUAUUAUGCCACGAUAAGCAAACACAUCUUUUAUAUUUAAGCUUUUAGCGGCAGUCACUCUAAAUGGCAGACAAUUUCCUCUCACUCAACCUGUUAGUCAUGCUGAAUUGUCUUAGCUUGCUUUGUUUAAUCUUUUACCUGCAUUAGGGUAUAUUUGCACAUCAGCUAGGUGUGGAGGAUAAGAAACAUUUUAAAAUUCCUCUUUAAACUUUCGCUAGAAGAUAAAUUGAAAGGAGUUGAAUCAAGACUUUGGACUUGGAUUUUUAGAAACCAAAGAGAGGUUGAAGGGCCUUUGACGAGAUGCCAAUAUUUUGUUUAGUUGUCUAUAUUCUUCACCAUAACUUAUUGUGAAUCAAUCAAGCGAUCACUCACGCGAUAUAAAUCAUGAAUUCAAUACCUCAUUUUAAUUCAAUAUCUAUUUGGAACUUUAAUUGGUUAUUUGAAUUGUUAAACCUUAGUCUUGUUGGUGUUUUUUUUUGUCUGCCUUAGAAGGCAUCUCUCAAGGGGCAUAUUUCAAGUAUUUUACCAUUAUUUUUCUGAGAUGACACUGUCCAAAGCAAAUAUAUUAUCUUUAAUUGUAAAACUGCACAUUUGCAUAUAAAUUUUCGAUCAUUUUCCGAGUGUGAGAAUAUUUCCUUGUUACGAAUUUUGUUUUCCAUACGUGCUCAGUUUGCGAUGUUCAUUACAGUGGCGGAUCUAGGGAAGGGGCCCGGGGGGACCCGGUCCCCCCUACCCCUUAUUUUGGGUGAAAAGGUAAGAAUCGCCGAAGGAAGAAAAGCCGGUAGGGCAGGGCAAGCGACCAAAAACCGCACCCCUCCUUUAGCUCAAGGUCUGGAUCCGCCACUGCAGUAUAUCAGCAAAAUUUCUCCUCUUAGUCAAGUUAAUUGUAAAACUGCACAUUUGCAUGUAAAUUUUCGAUCAUUUUCCGAGUGUGAGAAUAUUUCCUUGUUACGAAUUUUGUUUUCCAUACGUGCUCAGUUUGCGAUGUUCAGUACAGUGGCGGAUCCAGGGAAGGGGCCCGGGGGGACCCGGUCCCCCCCUACCCCUCAUUUUGGGUGAAAAGGUAAGAAUCGCCGAAGGAAGAAAAGCCGGUAGGGCAGGGCAAGCGACCAAAAACCGCACCCCUCCUUAGCUCAGGGUCUGGAUCCGCCACUGCAGUAUAUCAGCAAAAUUUCUCCUCUUAGUCAAGUUGAGUUGAUAACAAGACGCAUGAAAAGUGCCUCUUCAUGCGCACAAAAUUGAUCCUGGUUUUCGGUCUGAUUACCCUGAACAGGUUUACCAAGUAUUAGAGCAGUGCACAUGCCCUGUGCGGUACCCAGUGUUCCGUGUCGGGGAAGGAAAAUACAGAGUUGGCGAGGCAAAGUCACUCAUAUUCGUCAGGGUAAGGAAGAGCUGGAAUAUGACUGUAUUAAAAUAUAAAUAUAUGUAUAUACACGUGCAGAGGCGAACUAACAAUUAUUGCUUAGGCCAGGCCCUUCGCGUUCUUCUAAGUUGGGCACGGAAGCGAAAAAAAAAAUCUCUACACACAACAACAUGAUAUUUAAAAAACUGCUAAAAAGAAUUUUUUGGUCUUUAAAGUGUUUCUGUUUUAGUUGUGCUUUUUCUUUUAUUGUGUAUUUGUCCUCAUCGAAAAACAUGACCUGCGUGAAUUUCUCUAGUUAUCGAAUGCAACUCCUGUUUCUGGUGUGUGUCUGAUACAAUGAGAUUUUUAGAAAAUACAUCAUUGGUCCGAAAGAUAGCUGCAGCUCGAGCGUUCCGAUUUUAUGUCUUGUCAGGUCAUGCGCAAGCACGUAAUGGUUCGAGUUGGCGGGGGUUGGGAUACUCUGGAGAGAUAUUUCGAGAAACACGAUCCAUGUAAAAUAACAGGUAGGGUGAUUAAGAAAAUAUUGCUAUCAAAAUAUUGUUAGAAUAUUGCUGAAUCAUUAAAUCUAUCGGAUUGCUACCAGGAUUUUCCUGACUAUUUUUAUUAAGCGACUAUUCUCUGAGACAUUUUGGAUACUUGAAUAAUUGACGAAGAUCCAAUGGUUCCAUUCAAAGACGAAGAAGGAAGAAAUAUUUUCAGGAAAUACUGCAGCGCUCUGAUUCUCCUUUCAAGGAAUCUAUCUGACACAGUGAUUCGAUAUUGAAGAAAUUUUGAUUUUAAUUUUUGGAGGAUAUUUUUUAAAACUUCCCUUUUGAAAGGUGCUUACCAGCCCAUCAUUUCUGUAAAAUCGCACGGCUCACAAUGCUUUAUCUGUUUCCCAUCGCUGGGUCGGAUCAACUGUCCUAACUGUGUGGAAAAUUGAUAAACUGUUCAAUUUCCCCCAAUAAUUUCUUGUUUCCCUUUUAUUUUACCCUCAAACUAUAGAGAGACAGAGGAGAAACUCCGUUAAAUCUCCUCGGUCGCGUAGUGGAAGCGAUGUGAUGGGCAGAUCGCCAAGCUCUAUGAGUUUAUCCAGUUCAGACAGCCACGAUUCAUGUGGUCUGCCUGUGUCUCACGGACGCGCCCAGUCAUGGAGUUCUCCUCAGAACACUUCCUCACAGGUUUGUUCUCGAAAAUCAUCAGUAAAGUUUCGCUCGUUGUACAGCAUUAUAAUUACAAGUUCCUGAUCAUCGUCAUUGGAGCUCACUUAAAUGAGAACGGAGAGGAAAGACUAAAAGCCUAAACUCGUUAAAGAUCUAUUCAUUUUUAUACAAUGAGUACUAAACAAAAAUAGGCAAAUUUCGGACAACGUUUGGCAAUACAUUUGUUUGUGUUGUUUUUACUUAGUGAGUGUCCUGAAAUCGUGAUGAAUAUAUGAACAUCAAAUUUAUUUUGUUUAAUGGUAAACUAUAUACUAGAAAACAGUGAGGUUUUUAGACCCUGAAAAUUUUCAUAGAAAAGAAGAUAUGGAAAUUAUUAUCAAUUCAAAGGCACUUUUUGAAGGUAACUUGAGGCGCAAUUAUUUUUAAAUGAAAUAUAUAGUUAAAAUUCCGCUAUAAUGACCAAGCCGGUCUCCGUGGCGCAAUCGGUUAGCGCGUUCGGCUGUUAACCGAAAGGUUGGUGGUUCAAGCCCACCCGGGGACGAAUUCUUUUUCCUUAAUUAUCUUAUGACGUUUCUUUUUUUCUUAUUUCUUUUCUGUUCUUUGGUGGGGAUGAAAGUAAACCAAGUUUUUUAAACUUAAUCUAAUUUCUGUUAUUCGUGGAAGAGGAAAAAAUUUUACUAUCGCUUUGUGGGUGCAGUCGUUAGCGGUUCAAACGCCGGUUCAUGAAAAUUCCCGUGAUUAUGAAAAAAAAAAUUAAGACAGCAAAGCAAUCUUAAUUCCCGUCAAUUCAUCCGAGCUUUGGAAAAGAUUUUUCAACGACGCGGCAAUGAAUUACAGCUGUGCAGGUCACUACAGGUUUUGGACCGCGAUCAUGACAAAAUCUAGAAUGCCUUGUACAAACAUUCCACUCAAAUAACCUGUUUUCUCCACAAAUUCUACUCGAGGCAUUCUUUAUUGAACACUCAAAUGAUACACCAUUUUAUUAGGAAAAAUGUUUGGCGCUGCCGGUUGUGCAAGGGUAGCUAUUUAUUCAUAAUGGAUUAAAUAUAGCAAUUACACCCUAUAUAGGGCGUGGUGGCCCUGUGGCCCAAUGGAUAAGGCAUCUGACUACGAAUCAGGGGAUUCCAGGUUCGAGUCCUGGCAGGGUCGUUUUUUUACAAGGGUAUAGUUUUCUUUUAAUUUCAUUUCUCAGCCCUAACAUGUCAAUUUUUACGUCCUUUCUCGGUUUGAACGCAAAAAAAUAUGUAUAUAGAUAUAUAUAUUACAUCGAUUCUCUAGAUCGGGGAAUUUUUGGACAAAAUUUCGGCAGUUUACGAUACGAUUUUAUUUUAGAAAGGAGUUGACUCGGAAAAGUAGCCAUAGCUUCAUUUUAUGAUAGUGUCUCCCUGUUGGUUCACGUGGUAUUGUGGGGGAAAAAAAACCCCACUUCUACUUUCAAGUUAAAGUUAACUUUAUUCGAAAAUUCUCGAUUUCGUGGUAAUGAAAAUAAUAAUGGUGAUAGUGAAAAGGAUAAAUAUAAAAUUUACAUGCCAAAAGCAUAUUUCAUAUCCAGGUACAAAUAACUUAAAACAUAGUAAAAUAAUAUUUCCAACAGACUUACGAGGUUAAGAUGCGAUCAUAAGCUAAAGCUAAAAAUCAGUUCCAUAUUAAAAUGUAACGCUUGAAAGUGAUCAAAAGCUCAUCAUAGACUGUGAAAACGUAACUUGACCUAUGGUAAUGUUCCCCAAAAAACCUUUCUGAAUAUUCACGAUACACAUUGGGUAGAAAGGGAGGCGGAAUUAAAUCAGAAAAACUCCUGCAACGAUAACAUUCAAUCUAUAUCAUCUAAGACUUCAUUUGCGUUACGAAAUGGUGUUCAAGAAUCCAGAGCCUCUGGCAUUCAUGCACUGAUCUAAAAACCUCAAACUUCACCUUAUCCGUGAGAUCAUUGCUGCAUAGGGUUCUCCGCUAUUCUUUGACAGCUUCUCUAUUCGGUUUCGUAGGAACAUCUGACACUCAAUAAUAAUAACAAUAAUAUUUGUUAUCAUAUUAAUUAUUUUGUGAUCAUAUUAUGUUAUUACUUCUUUUGUUUAACGACAAUCUUCCUUAAAUUUUGGGCAAAGGUAAAUUAGGGCCCUGAUGGCCCUUCAAAUUAACACAUAGAUUCCAAGUUGCCGUGGUCUGUUCAGUAAUAGAUCACAGAUGACGUCAAAAUGUGGUAAGAACAAAAAAGUGGCACACGAGGCGCAGCCGAGUGUGUCACUGAGUGUGUCACUGGUGUGUCACUAUUCUUUUUGUUUUAGAUAAUAAAGAAUUAAAAUAUAAGGAAAAAAGUUUUAAUGAUGACGUCAUCUAUACGUCUGUCCUCCAAUAAAUCAUAAGUGGGAACCAAUCAGAAUGCGUGCAUAACUGAGCUUAUUAUAUAAUGGAAGAUCGAUACUUAGUGAUUUUUAUAGCUCCUGAUUGGCACAGGCAGCAUCUUUAAAAAAAUAUGACCCGUUACAGCGUUGUGAUACUUACCAAGGCCGUGAUUUGUUUAUAGCUAAAGAGUCCACGAGAUCCUGUGAGACAAGUUACUAGCAGGUCUCCCUCCAGAAGCCCUUCACCUUCAAGUUCUCCAAGGCUGCAGCCGCGUCAAAGACGAGACACAUUAUCACGUGACACACCGCCCAGAACCAUCGAUACACAGGCCCGUGGGCGGCUGACAAGAAAAAGCAAAAGCAUGCAAGAAUUAAACCUUAGUCCUUCUUAUUACAAACCGACUUCGUCAUCCAUACGAAGGCAAAGUGUAACAGCAAGUGACAGCGCAUCCAAGGGGGCAAAUGCCCCUGAACAAUCUCGCAAAAAAAGCGUUGCAACCACUCCCCGAAAAUCAUCCAUAACCAGGGCACGAGGUGAAUCUCCUAGCGCUAGAAGUCGCUUAAGCCAGAGUGGCCCUGUUGACUCUCAAAGGCCGAGGUCUGCUGGGGUGGGAGUAUCUAGAAGCGCCUCCUUCGGCUCUAGACCACGCACCUUGAUACCUGUAAUGGAACCUCGCUCUAAAACUAUGGCCAGCUCACAGCCAGCAAGGGAAACGCAGAGACGGGGGUCCUCUGCCAUACCCGGAAGAGCUGAUAAUAGGGGUAAGUUAAAGUUUUGAAGUAUAGGCGGGGUAUGAAAACCUGCUUAAAAUGUUCCCCUCUUCACUCGAUGAUUAUUGUCACGUAAGAGAAAGGUUACCUGAUUCCCAGAUAACUCACAUGGCUACUUUCCUUACACAGAGGAAACACAAAAGAGGGAGCUUAGUGCUAGGCGCCGAUCAUCUUCAGUUGCAACAGUUGGAAAGGCUCGGUCACCUAGCUCACCUAAGCCUGCGCAGAGGUCAGCGGAAGAAAAACAAGAGAGGAGAGGGAAGCCCAUUACAUCGAAGAUACCCAGCCACCAGCACAAACCAGAUCAGCAGGCCACUAGAAAAAUAUCAACAGGAAGUACACAUAGGACUUUGCCAUCCACACCGAGGGAAAGAAAGCCUUCCACGGCACGCGAGAGUGGCUUUCAAGCUAAUGGCAUUAAAGCAGAUCCAAAAGGCGGGCAGGUGAAAGACAGAGGAAAACUUCAGCCAACGCCGCCUUCUCCUCGAAAGGAGCUUGUAAGUAAACCAGCCAUUAAAGAUUAUAACAACGGGAAGGCGACAAAAAAGAUCACGAAAAAAACUCGUGAGGAGAAAAAGGGAAGGGAACUUGGAGGUGUGCGAAAUGAAAAAGAUGAAAUUGAGGACGACCAGUUGAGUAAUACAGCAUUUGAAGAUAGCACCCCUGUUGUUAAUGAUGGUGAACUAAAUGGGCAACAUGAUAAUUCAAGUGAACAUUUUAAGGCGAUCGAUGGAAGUUCUCUUGCAAGAGAUAUCUCCUCGCCAGAUGAAAGGCCUUUUGAAAAUCUUUCUGUGAAUGGAAAGCGGGAAAUGUUAGAAUGUUCUUUCGAGACUGACAGUGAUGUCACCAGCGACCUUUUAAGCGACUUGACCGACAUCGAUUACGAUCUGAGGAGUCAGCGCUACUCAGGUCUCUCCGAAGCGUCAAGUGACCUCUCAUUUGGGACCAGUCCUGCUUCUAGAUUAUUUUACUCGGUAGACCUGGAACGGAAUACCUUGGAAACCACUAUGGAGCCAGAGAACUCGCAAUCAGGACACUCUCAGCAGUCACUCAGAGAUUGCCUGUUCAAUUUGAAUCUACAAGGCUCGGUGACUCCCACAAUGAAAAGGCGCAUUUUUGAGGAUGCAUCUGCAAAAGACACCUGCGAAGAGCCUCCAGACAAAGUGGAUGGACCGUUGUUACAACCUCAGGACAAAGCUAUGUUCUUUGAUGUCGAGAAGUCACGCAAUGACCGAUCUCCAGAUGAAGAAGACUCCACUAGUGGGUCUCCUAAAAGGUGGUCACUCGUCCAGUCCCUCAUAAGUAGUAUCGAAAAACGAGGUAGUAAUAAAAAUGAUUCUCCCAGAGGAAAAAAGAAUUUUGCAGCGGUUGGCAAAACUUCUUACGUCAUCAGCGCUGGUAAACACAAAUUAGACAAAUCAACGGUCGGCGUGCAGUUGGACAAGGGUAAUUACCAGGCCCCUCGCGUCAGGUCUCCAUCACCCGACGAGCUUAUCAAGGUAAUAAUUAUAUAGUUGAUGAUUCAAUUACUCAGUUUAUGAUUUCCCUAAACUGCUUUAGACCUUCUAUGCAAUAAAGGAAGUCAUAGACGGGACAGCUUAGGAUAGGAUGUGUAUAAUUUUGCGUUUUUCGAUAUUCUGCAUCGUAGAUCGUGCUGUUUGCUGCCGCAAGUGACAGUAAAAAGCAAGCAAAAUAUUUUCGAGCAAUCCUAGAACAUUGAGAGAGGAAUCAUCCAUUUCUUAAAGAUCAGCCCUACCAAUUAUUGCGCUUGCAUUUACAAUGAAACAAAACUUUGCUUUAAGCAUUAAUCUAUCUGUUACAAAACUGUUAUUUUAGGACGGUUCUCCUGGAAACGAUGAAAUAGAAACUGAACAUUGCGUUAUCACACCUGAUGAAGAAAAUGACUCUCCGCGUGAUCAACCAGUGUAUGACAUCAACAAGAACGUCUCGAACUCAAACUCCCACGGAAGCGCCGAAAUCUUUACAAGUCCUAAACAGAUUCCGGGAGAGAAACCAUUCGAGAAUUCCAAUGUCAAAACGAGAAAGUCGUCAUCGACAUCAUCGUCGCGGGAGAAGAGAAGAAAAGAUCAAGAAAUCGAUGCGUUUCCACGACCUCAGCGUCAGUUUACUCUUGAGGAAAUGAUCGCAGAUAUGCUUCCUGCUGAUGGAGAGUUACAGGAGACUGGGGACCAGCGUGCGUUGUCACCCGAGCCUCGGUUUCAAGCCUGGUUAUAACUACGUUUGCUAUAAACUUAUUUCUAAAAGAAUAUUUCCAACAGGUGGUAGGCCAAAGUCUACUUUGAAAACUACUCGUUAAAGAUGCUGUGAGCUUUCACCACACUGCCCCAAUACUAGCCUUACAUGAAAAUUCUCGUUUUCGUAAUUCGUAAAUUUUUGUUUGACUUGCACCGUGAGGAAUGGGUUAGGAACGAAAGAAUUUUUGUCUCUUCUGGUCAGUUCCUAAUCUUUCCUAAUUUCGUAUGAAUUCUUCACUUAUAUCCUCUGAGUAUGGAAGAGGCUCGAGAGUUAAACAAUGGGUGGGUCCCCUGCGAACUUCAUAUUGGAAUUUAGGAACAAUACAAUAUUUUUAUCGACAUAAAUUAUUUCUUUUUAAAAAGCAGGAGGGUACCCAAGGAGGCUCCACUCUCGCCUCGCCUAGCCGCGCCCAUGAGUUCCUAAGAGACCAAUACGAAUGAAGAGUACCUCUAUUCAAGAACUGGCGUCUAACAUACUAACGGUAUUCGGAGAAAUCUUCGAUUCAACUCGGAACUUUUUUUGAACGAAUCCAAUGCUAAUAUGCUAAUAAUUUGUUUUUAGAGACAAGAGCAAGUUAAAAAUUUAACGGUCAAAAGGCGCAUAAAUUACUAUUAUAAUAAUUAGUCGUGGAAAAUACGACAUAUAGAAGAUUUUUAUUUCUUAAAUUGCUGAUCGCUGGAAUCGAGAAAAACAAACAUUUAAGGGUUUUAUAUAGUUUUAAAAUUUUAAUCUUAUUUCUAUUUUUGAAGAGUGUAUUGUUCUUAUCCUAAUCUCAUCUAAUUGACG